AUGUCGUUCCUACAAAAUGAUAAGCUAUUGCGAUCAUCACUACCUAAAACAAUAUUGUACUGGUCCGGACUUGGGGCUAUUCGCGAAAAGCAUGCGAUCCCCAAGCAUUUGGAAAAAAUUGCCAAAGACAAAGAUCCACCAUUUGCACAGAUGGUUGAGUACUAUUAUCAUUCGGCGGCUCAGCUUAUGGAGCCUAUGAUGAUAAAAGAACUGGAGAAGUAUCCGUACAUGAAGAAGGAACAGCGUGAACGACGUGUUUCGGCCAUGCUGCAAUUGAUCGGCUCAACCACCAAUUUAUUGGAAGUUACCUUCCCUAUAAUAAAAAGUGAUGGUUGUUACGAGCUAAUUACCGGCUAUAGAGCACACCAUACCAGACAUCGAUUGCCACUCAAAGGAGGUAUACGUUUCGCCAUGGACGUAGAUGCCGAUGAGAUACGUGCUUUGGCUUAUCUGAUGGCGUUUAAGACGGCUUGCGUAAAUGUGCCUUUCGGUGGUUCCAAGGGCGGCAUACGGAUCGAUCCCAAAAAGUAUACUGCACACGAGCUGCAAACGAUUACUCGUCGCUAUACAAUGGAGUUGUUACGACGCAACAUGAUAGGUCCUGGUAUAGAUGUACCAGCACCAGAUGUGAAUACCAGCGAACGCGAGAUGAGUUGGUUGGUGGAUCAGUAUAUUAAAACUUUUGGCUACAACGAUGUGAAUGCUUUAGCCAUCACGACUGGUAAGCCAGUAGCAAUUGGUGGUAUAAAUGGUCGUACUGCCGCCACAGGACGUGGUCUGUUUAAGGCAGCUGAAUGUUUUAUUAUGGAUCAAGAUUGGAUGAAUUUAUUAGGCUGGAAAACUGGUUGGAAAGAUAAAACAGUGAUCGUGCAAGGUUUUGGUAAUGUCGGUUCAUAUGCAUCUGUUUUCGUAGUAGAAGCUGGUGCCAAACUAAUCGGUGUGCAAGAAAUUGAUGUAUCACUUGUAAAUGAUAAUGGCAUUGAUCCUAAGGAUUUAAUGGACUAUUAUGCAAAAAAUAAGAAAUCCAUCAAGGGCUAUACGAAAGCUACUGAAAAAAGCGGAAGUCUGCUAGGUGAAAAAUGCGAUAUACUAAUGCCUUGCGCUACACAAAAGGUUCUCACUGCUGAAAAUGCCAAUAGUGUACAAGCAAAGAUGAUUUUGGAAGGCGCUAAUGGUCCUUCGACGCCUGCUGCCGACGAAAUAUUACGUAAAAAGAAUGUACUCAUUAUACCAGAUAUGUAUUGUAAUGCUGGCGGUGUAACGGUAUCUUACUUUGAGUACUUAAAGAAUAUCAAUCAUGUAUCUUAUGGUAAAAUGAACGUGAAACGCGAAAAGUCUAUAAUCAAUGAGAUUUUCAACUCCAUCAAUGAAUGCAAUGAUAAAUUUGCGCCGAAUAAAAAGUUGGAGCUUAUUCGAGACUGUACGAAGGAGGCGGAUAUUGUAGACGCUGGGCUGCAAACAGUUAUGGAGACUGCUGCAGAAGGCAUAAAAUAUGUGGCCAAUGAAUACGCUCUGUGCAAUGAUUUGCGCACGGCAGCUUUCAUAUAUUCGAUUUCCAAGAUUUUUCUCGCCUUAGAAGUAACGGGUAUUUCUCAGCAGUAGUUAUUGAUUGUUUCAGAAAUGAUUUGGCGAUCAUUUUAAAAUGUAACAUAUAAAGACUAACGUUUUAACUCUCAAACUGGUCAUAAAUAGUGUUUUUGAUGGAGCUAAAAUGAUGUCAGUCCAAAUAUUUUUCAAUC
Bactrocera neohumeralis is the source of this 1739-nucleotide messenger RNA. RefSeq names its product glutamate dehydrogenase, mitochondrial (gene bb8). The coding region runs from base 1 to 1602 and encodes 533 amino acids. Gene Ontology annotation, biological process: L-glutamate catabolic process. The record is from RefSeq and is a predicted model, not a curated record. Gene Ontology annotation, molecular function: L-glutamate dehydrogenase (NAD+) activity. Lineage: Eukaryota; Metazoa; Arthropoda; Insecta; Diptera; Tephritidae. The transcript has 5 exons. Gene Ontology annotation, cellular component: mitochondrion.